Messenger RNA from Tuber melanosporum (Perigord truffle), 3025 nucleotides. RefSeq lists its product as uncharacterized. Gene Ontology annotation, biological process: proteolysis; peptide catabolic process. Gene Ontology annotation, cellular component: cytoplasm. The transcript has 9 exons. Gene Ontology annotation, molecular function: zinc ion binding; peptide binding; metalloaminopeptidase activity. The record is from RefSeq and is a predicted model, not a curated record. Lineage: Eukaryota; Fungi; Ascomycota; Pezizomycetes; Pezizales; Tuberaceae. Bases 307 to 2943 code for a protein of 878 amino acids.
CCUUUCCCCGCUUCAGACCUGGAGUUGCCUUCCUUCGCUUUCCGUGCCGCCCCCUUUCGCCUUCUCAGCUAAAUGAGAGCUUUCCUGCGUGCUGUCCCGGUCACACGAUCUAGUCUCCCGCACCCCCGCUCUAUAAGUCGGCUGAGAAACUACAGCUCCAUCUCUCAACAUCGUUCAUCUGCUGCUACUACUACGACUGCUGCUACUGCUACUGAUACUUCAUCUUCACCUUUACAAAGUCGACAUAGACUCGUUGCAUCUUCGUUAACUUCUCGCCAGUUCGUCCGACGCUGUUCUGCUCACAGAAUGUGUUGCGGUAAUGAUUCUUCUGGCUCGGUCGAUAUCACUCAGGGGAGGGAAGUCUUGCCGGGGAAUGUGAAGCCAACCCAUUACGCCGUUGAGCUCGAGCCGAGCUUUGAGACGUUCAAAUAUGACGGGACUGUUACAAUUGAUUUGGCGGUAGUGAAGAAUAGUACUACUGUUGCUGUCAACCUUAUCGAUAUUGAUAUUAAGGAGGUCUCUUUGGAAUACAAUGGAAGCUCUCACAGUCCUACCGAUUCCAGCCAUGACGAGGAAACCCAAACUAUUACUUGGACUUUCGAGGAGACUAUUCCUGAGGAUACCCAGGCUAGCCUUACCAUCAAGUUCCAAGGAUUUCUCAAUGAUAACAUGGCUGGUUUCUACCGUUCAUCCUAUAAGGAUGAGGAAGGAAACAUCAAGUAUAUGGCUACUACCCAGAUGGAGCCUACCGAUGCUCGGAGGGCUCUCCCUUGUUUCGACCAACCGGAUCUCAAAGCUACCUGGGAUGUCACCUUGAUUUGUGACAAGAACCUAACCGCCCUAUCAAACAUGGACGUCAAGGAGGAGAAGGAACUCGACAAUGGAAAGAAAUCCGUUUCCUUCAACAGAAGCCCCAAGAUGUCCACCUACCUUCUCGCAUUCAUCGUCGGAGAUCUGCGGUUCGUCGAGAACAACGACUUCCGGGUCCCCAUUCGAGUUUACGCUACACCAGGUUCGGAACAUCAUGGACUUUUCUCGGCAGAGCUCGCAGCAAAGACUCUCGAAUUUUACGACAAAACCUUCGAUUACCCAUACCCGUUACCAAAGAUGGACAUGGUUGCCAUUCCCGACUUUUCGGCGGGUGCCAUGGAGAACUGGGGUUUGGUCACAUACCGAGUCGUCGACUUGCUCUAUGACGAGAAGACCGCUGCGUUGGACCGAAAGCAGAGAAUUGCCGAGGUCGUGCAGCAUGAGCUUGCUCACCAAUGGUUCGGAAACUUGGUCACUAUGGACUUCUGGGAAGGACUGUGGCUCAAUGAGGGUUUUGCUACCUGGAUGAGUUGGUACUCUGGGAAUAAGUUUUACCCCCAGUGGAAGGUUUGGGAAUCAUAUGUUACCGACAGUUACGCGGGGGCUCUGGGAUUGGAUGGAUUGAGGAGUAGUCAUCCCAUUGAGGUGCCGGUAAAGAAGGUUUCCGAGAUUAACCAAAUUUUCGAUAGUAUUUCUUAUUUGAAGGGAAGUUCUAUAUUGAGGAUGAUUUCGGUCUACCUUGGUGAGGACGUUUUCCUAGAAGGUGUUAGAAGGUACUUGCGGAAGCAUGCAUAUGGAAAUACCCAGACUGGUGAUUUGUGGGCAGCUCUCAGUGAUGCUAGCGGAAAACAUGUCGAGAGCGAUAUGGCGACUUGGACCAAGAAGAUUGGCUACCCCGUCAUUACUGUCGAGGAGCAGGGUAGCAAGCUUCACUUGACCCAAAACCGCUACCUCAGAACCGCAGAUGUCAAGCCCGAGGAAGACGAGACACUAUGGCCCAUCUUCUUGGGUCUCCGCACUAAGAGCGGCAUCGCCGAUAAUCUUACCUUCAAGACUAGGGAUACCACGAUCGAGCUUGACGACCCGGAAUUCUACAAGCUCAAUGCCAAUCAUACCGGUGUCUACCGUACUCUGUACCCUCCAGAACGCCUUGCGAAGCUUGGCCAGGCUGCCGACCUUCUUUCUGUAGAGGAUCGCGCAGGUUUACUCGGGGAUGCCGGAGCCCUUGCUACGAGCGGAUACCAGAAGACUUCCGGCCUAUUGGAUCUCCUUGUUGGCCUCAAGAACGAGAAGGAGUACAUUGUCUGGUCCGAGGUUGCCUCUAGAAUUGGUAACAUCAAGGCUGCCUGGCUUUUCGAGCCCAAGGAAGUCUUCAAAGGAUUCAGGGGGCUCCAGAAAGACCUCUUUGCACCAAUUGCCCACGAAAUCGGCUGGGAUUUCAAGCCUGAGGACAGCGAUAUCCUCCAACAGCUCAAAGCGUUGACUUUUGGUCAGGCCGGAUAUGGCGGUGACGAGGAGGUCGUUGCUGCCGCGAAGGAGAUGUUCAAGAAAUUUGCUGAUGGUGAUGUUGAUGCUAUUAACCCCAACAUCCGCACUCCAGUUUACCAUAUCGUAUUGCAGCAUGGUGACAAUGAUGGCGAGAAGGAGUGGGACAUAAUCCACAACGUAUAUCUGAAUGGCCGUACUAGCGAUCAGCGCAAUGGAGCCCUCCGCGCCCUUGGCCGCUCCGAGAACGCAGAAAAUAUUCAAAAGACCCUUGAUAUCUGUCUCAAUGGCGAAGUCAAGGAGCAAGACAUCUACCAACCGAUUAGCGGUCUCCGCGCCCAUGCCGCUGGCACGGAGGCUCUUUGGGCCUGGACACAAAAGAAUUGGGACACCCUCGUCAAGAAGCUUCCACCUGGCCUCUCCAUGCUCGGAGGCGUCGUCAGCACCUGCACAGGAGGCUUCACUUCCGAGGAGUCCAUCGCAAAUAUCGAGAAGUUCUUCGAGGACAAGAGUCAGAAGGGAUUUGAUAGGAGCUUGGCUCAGAGUCUGGACGGAAUCCGUGCUAAGGCUGCUUGGGUCAAGAGGGACGCUGAUGAUGUCAAGGCUUGGUUGAAGGCGAAGGGGUACACGUCUGCAGAGAAGUUGUAGGUUUAUCUGAGUGCCGUGCCUCUUUUAUUUUUCGGUGGCAUCUAGAGUAGCUUUUUAGAGUGAAUAUAGAUGGUUUAGCGGA